CUAAUCUCUCUUCUCUUCCUUUUUCUCACAAUAUUCAACAUCAAAAUGGCUAAUAUUUCUGCAUACUCAGCCAUUUCUCUUCUCUUCUGUGUCCUUAACCUUUGCCUUAGAGGCACUUUUGGUGACAAUGGAGGAUGGCAAGGUGGCCAUGCUACAUUCUAUGGAGGUGGUGAUGCUUCUGGCACAAUGGGAGGUGCUUGUGGGUAUGGAAAUUUAUACAGCCAAGGAUAUGGAACCAACACUGCAGCACUAAGCACAGCUCUGUUCAACAAUGGUUUGAGCUGUGGGUCUUGCUAUGAGAUGAGAUGUGACAGUGACCCAAAAUGGUGUCUACCUGGUAGUAUCUUAGUCACUGCUACAAACUUUUGUCCCCCUAACUUUGCCUUGUCAAACGACAAUGGUGGGUGGUGCAAUCCUCCUCUCCAGCACUUUGAUUUGGCUGAGCCUGCUUUCUUGCAAAUUGCUCAAUACAAAGCUGGAAUUGUUCCCAUUUCAUUCAGAAGAGUACCCUGUGUGAAGAAAGGAGGAGUAAGGUUCACCAUCAACGGCCACUCCUACUUCAACUUGGUUUUGAUCACAAAUGUUGGAGGUGCAGGAGAUGUUCAUUCUGUGUCAAUCAAAGGUUCUAAGACUGGUUGGCAAACCAUGUCAAGGAACUGGGGACAGAACUGGCAGAGCAAUUCAUAUCUCAAUGGCCAAAGCCUCUCCUUCCAAGUCACAACCAGUGAUGGAAGAACUCUCACUAGCUACAAUGUUGUACCAGCAAAUUGGCAGUUUGGACAAACCUUUGCGGGUAGCCAAUUCUAGAAGUGGGUUUUUAUU
Molecule: messenger RNA, 822 nt
Organism: Ziziphus jujuba (common jujube)
Lineage: Eukaryota; Viridiplantae; Streptophyta; Magnoliopsida; Rosales; Rhamnaceae
Product: expansin-A8
Biological process (GO): plant-type cell wall organization
Cellular component (GO): extracellular region
Source: RefSeq, marked provisional